AUGUCAUCUGACAGGAUAAAACUAUCCUGCCGUGUCUCGCUGCUGCUACAAAUAAUACUGUUCAUAAUUUAUUUGGAAGAUCCGGUGGAUGGAUUUGUUAAUUCACCCAAAAUUAUAACGAAAGAUGGCAAUCUAAUAGUGGAGUCUGGCCUGAAUCGCAAUAUCACCUUUCGUCUGGAUGGAACUUCUCGCAUAAAUAUCAACGAUGAGUACGAUUUGCUGGAUCUGUUGUUGGUGAGUGGAAAAUACAAUCGCUCUUCGCAAAUGCAUAAGGAUAUCAUCGAGUCGGAUAAUUUAGUGCAACUCUCCAAUGAGUUAUCCACAUUGCGCACAUUUGUGUUCGGUGCCGACGGUUUGGAUAGACGUCUGCAAACGAUGUUGAAUAGGACACGCAGGAAUAAUCAGUCACUGCGACGUGUCCAAACUCGUUUGCAGCGCGUCGAGCGAAAGGUGCAGAGUUUGUGGGAUCGGCUCGAAUUGGAUAGUUGUAAGAGUAAUCCGUGCGAGAAUGGUGGCACUUGUAUAAACAUUUUCAGUGGCUUCAUUUGUAAAUGCACGAAAAAUUUCGAGGGUUCCACUUGCCAGAACGACGUCAAUGAAUGUGCUCUCUAUGCCGGCACUGAUUUGGGAUGCCAGAAUGGCGGUCAGUGUGUCAACCAACAUGGCGGCUACAAUUGUAUAUGCAGCGCUGGCUGGUACGGCAUACAUUGUACCGCACGAAAAGGUGAUUGCAUGCAGUCAUCCACCUGGGAGCUUUGUGGCCACGGCACUUGUGUGAGUAGUAAUGACGAUUUUGGCUACAAGUGUAUCUGCGAUGGGGGCUGGAAAACAAAUGGUCUAACACCAUCUUGUACCGUCGAUGUGGAUGAAUGCACUGAAUCGCAUCCGCCGUGCUCUACGAAAUGUAUAAAUUUGCCAGGAUCAUUUACAUGUGCGCCAUGCCCUGCCGGCUUGACAGGGAGUGGUGUUAAUUGCCGUGACAUUGAUGAGUGUGCUUUACAGAAUGGUGGAUGUAGUUUGAGCCCGCGUGUGGCCUGCCUUAAUACUUAUGGCUCCUAUCACUGUGGCGACUGUCCACUCGGUUGGAUCGGCGAUGGACGUACCUGUGAGCGACGUGGCGGCAGCAUUGACAGCAAUGGUGCCACUGCAACUAGCUGUGCGCUCAAUAACUACUGCCAUCCAUUGGCUAAAUGUACCGAAGUCUCAAAUACUGUGGUGUGUUCUUGUCCAGCUGGCUUGGUAGGCAGCGGUGUGGGAUUAAAUGGUUGCGUGCAAGGCACACAACAAAAUUGUGCUGCAUUGCCAUGUCAGAAUGGCGGUACUUGCGUCGAUUCAGGCGACACCUUUAUGUGCGUCUGCCCAAUGGGAUAUCGCGGUCCAACAUGCUCACCCGUCGCCAACCCUUGCACACCGAAUCCCUGUCACAACAAUGGACGCUGUCGUGCCACAGGUGGCACACAAUUCAUAUGCCAAUGCCCACCUGGUUUCAGCGGUCGCCUGUGCGAUAAUCGGUAUAGUCGUUGUGGCGGCAUACUCGCAGGUACGACGGGCCAUCUUAAGUACCCAGAAGGUUCACUUUAUGAGCACAUGGCUCAAUGCGCUUGGGUUAUACGUACGAACGAGUCACUCGUUUUAAAUGUUACUUUCAACGCCUUCGAAUUGGAAGAUGCAACCGAAUGUCGCUUCGAUUGGUUGCAGAUUAAUGACGGCCGAAGUGCAGCUUCACAAAUCAUCGGUCGUUUUUGUGGCGCACACAAACCGAGGGGCGGUAACAUUAUAUCCAGCAGUAGUGAUUUGUAUUUGUGGUUCAGAUCUGAUAAUUCGACGGCAAAAGCAGGCUUCGAAUUGGAAUGGAAUUCGGUGCCGCCGCAAUGUGGCGGUAUCGUAGAUGUUAAAUCGCAUGGCACACUCAUAUCGCCCGGUUCGCCUGGCAACUAUCCGAAGAAUCGCGAUUGUCGCUGGCAGUUGAGGGCACCAAAUAAUAAGCGCAUUAAGUUAACUUUCUUCAAUUUACAAAUUGAGAAACACGACAGCUGUAAUUUUGAUUACUUAGAGAUCACUGAUGCAAUUUCUAGCUCGUUAAUAGUGAAAUAUUGCAACUCGACCUCACCGCCGCCGCUGAUGCUACCCACUAACGAAGCCAUCAUACACUUCCACUCGGACAAUGUGGAAACUGAUGCAGGCUUUCAAAUAUACUUUUCAACAGAAGAACGCGUGCCGGGUUGUGGGGGUACUUACACUACCAAAGAGGACGUCAUUGUAUCGCCGAAUUUACAAGAUGAUUCCAUAUCUUGCGAAUAUGAUAUAAAAGUGCCAAUGGGUGAAUCCAUUAAAAUUGUAUUUACUAAAUUCGAAAUGGGUCAGGACGAUUGUCUGGAGUUCUUCGACAUACAUCCCAGCACGCACGAGCUAAUACUGCAGGGCAAAUACUGUGGCGGCUAUGGUGGUGUACCGCCAGCAAUCUUGCAUUCUUUGUACAAUGCAGUACGCAUGAAAUAUUUCGCAAAGGGUGGCAAAUUCGAGUUGAAAUAUUCAGCUGAUUGCUCUUACAAUUUUGAUAGCGAAAGUGAUGCAGUACUUUCACCAGCCUAUCCGGCGUUGGAUAACAUUGACCGUUUUUGCAAUUAUAAAAUUGCAACUGAACCAAACACCGUUAUUUCGGUUAAAUUUAUUGACUUCGAUCUUGACGAUAGUAGUGUGGAUGCAGACGAUUGCACUUUUAGUUCACUUCGGAUCAAUGACGGUCUCAAUCAGAAGAUCAUGGGGCCUUACUGCGGCAAUAACACACCACCUGUGGAGUUUGUCUCCGAAACGAAUAUGUUGGUUUUGACUUUCCGUACUGCUGUUUCUACCUCUGGUAGAGGAUUCAAAUUGGAAUAUCGUUCCAUACCGAUAGGUAAAACCGAUUGUGGUGGGGUCUUUACUAAACCGGGCUAUAAAAUACGUUUGCCGACUGGCGAAGAUGAUGCGUAUCUGAACAACCAGGAAUGUUACUGGGUUAUAAUGGCGCCGGAAGGUAAAGGAAUUAUGAUCAAUUGGCAGUCGUUUAGCAUGGAACAGACAAUGGAUUGCAUGUACGAUUAUGUGGAGAUCUAUGACAAUUUGGGGCGUGAGGGGAGCGAUCGACCGUUGGGCAGGUACUGCGACACACCACCUUCUUUCUCAAGUCACUCACGCCUCUUAACACUGAAAUUCGUGUCAGAUAGCUCUGAUUCGGCUGGCGGUUUCGAGGCCACUUACGAAUUCAUAGAUCUUACCAAGCAAUGUGGUGGCGAAAUAUUCUCCUCCACAGGAAGAAUUUUUUCUCCCGCCUAUCCAGCCAAUUACACAGAUAUCAUUGACUGUAUUUGGGUAAUCAAUACUCCUGAGAAUACACAAAUCAAACUGGAUAUUCUCAUGUUUGAGCUGCAAUCGAGCGAACACUGUGACAAAGACUGGUUGGAGAUCCGUAAUGGCGGUUCGGCACAAUCACCAUUGAUCGGCAAAUAUUGUGGGUCUUUAAUACCACGUCAAAUACCAUCAUUCACUCAUCAGUUGCGGUUGCACUUCCAUAGUGAUAGUUUUCGCAGCGCGCGUGGAUUUCAAAUACACUGGUAUGUUUUCUCGAAUGGCUGCGGUGGUAAUUUGAAAUCGGAUGCUGGUGUAAUCGCGUCACCGCGCUACCCAAGUGCUUAUCCACAUAAUAGUGUUUGCGAGUGGCACAUCCAGGUGCCAAAAGGCUCAUCCAUACAUUUUACCAUUGAAGAUCUAGAGAUUGAAGAAUUGUUCGAAUGCCAUUACGAUUAUUUGGAAAUCUAUAAUGGGCGUAGCGCCUCUCAUCCGCUAUUGGCGAAAUUGUGUCAUCUGGAGAGCCAAGAAUCCAAACAGCUUUUCACCACGAGCAAUGAGGCAAUGCUACGUUUCCAUAGUGAUGGUAGUCAGCGCGAACGUGGCUUUCUAUUAUCCUACUAUUCGAAUUGCUCACGAACUAUUAACGAUAUUAGUGGUGUAAUCGAAAGUCCCAACUAUGGUAAUCCCUACUUCAAUGAUCCCAUCAACUGUUCGUGGACUAUUCAAGCGCCAAAGGGUAAUCGCAUCGUACUACAGUUCUCACAUUAUGAGAAACGUGACGGCGGUCGGGAUGUAGUCUUCAAAGAGCCGGGCAAGAACGAAACUAUAAUGCAUCUGCUAUCGCCAAAUGACAACUUUACUACAACUGGAAACAUACUGACUAUUAUACAGAAUAGCAGUUUGGUGAACUUUCGCUUGGAAUAUGUUAUGUUCGGCUGUGUUCAGACAUUCCACCGCCAAACGGGUGAGUUCCAAUCGCCAAAUGCUCCCCUACCCUAUCCAAAUGACGUGGAAUGCAUGUGGGAAAUAAGUACCACGCCGGGGCAUGGCGUUGAGUUGACGAUAUCGGACAUGGAUAUUGAAGACACAGUUAAUUGCACCAAUGAUGCGCUAGUGAUAUCCAGCCAUUCUCACAGCAACAAUUAUAAGGAGCGCCAUUGUGGGAUUCAGACAGAUUUGGUCAUCACCAGUUCCAGUCAUAUCCUGUUCGUGCGGUUCUUCAGCAAUAAGGAACAUAAUGGAAACGGUUUCAAAGCGACCUACAAAAUAUUGAAGUCACAAUGUGGUGGUGUGCUGAGCAGCAGAAAUGGUGUAAUUACAUCACCUAAUUAUCCGCUUAAUUAUCCACCGGAGUCGAGGUGUGAAUGGACUAUCGAAGUAACGCGACAUCAUUCAAUCACCCUGACUUUGGAAGAAAUCGAAAUGGAAAGCUAUUUCUCAUGUGAAAUGGACUUCGUAGAGGCUUACGAGGGGGCCAACAGUGACGACGAAACACCAGCAGAGGAGGGUAAACUCUUGUUCAAGGAGUGUGACUUGUCGGAAACAGCGCAGAAUGAAUGGGUUACCACUACCAAUACGGCGAUAGUGCGCUUUGAGAGCGAUGAUAGCGUAGAGUCGAAGGGCUUUAAAUUGAGCUUCAAGGAGAAUUGCGGUCAACGCAUUGAAAUUGGUGAAGAUGAUAUGGAUUAUAUCGCAGUCUUUCGCAAUGCGGUUAGAAAUGAAACUUGCGUAUGGCAUUUGAUAGCAAAGGAUCUUAGCAAACACAUACAAUUCAUACCCACACAUGUGCAACUGAGUCCACUGGUAGCAAUGUCGGCGCCGACAGAGGAGGAUUGCAUCGAUCAAGGGGUUAAGAUAUAUGACGGCGCGGACGAAACUGGUGCAUUGCGUGCCAGAUUUUGCAGAUCACAUCCACCAAAUAUUAUUUCUAAUGGAAAUGCCCUCACUAUCGUGGUGCCACUGAAUGUUACCACAGAAUUUGAGGGCUAUUACCUAUUGAUGGAUAAUUGGUGCGGUGGUUAUUACGCAUCGUUGAGAGGAACAUUUGCUUCACCCUACUAUCCGUCCUCAUAUCCGGUGAAUAUCAAUUGCGAAUGGAAUAUUGAAGUGCGUGAAGGCAACUCGAUUGUACUGACAAUUGAAUCACUCGAUUUGGAAGAAUCAGAGGGCUGCAAUAAAGAUUAUCUGGAGGUGCGUGACUCAAGUGAAAGUGGUCGUUUGCUUGGUUUAUUCUGUAGUACGAACAUACCACCACCCAUAAUUGGUGGUCAAUCAAUGUGGUUGAAAUUUGGCAGCGAUAAUGAUGGUGUGGGCAAUGGUUUUUUGAUAUCUUAUAAUUAUGCAACACACAAUGAGAUCAAUGGCACAAAUGGCACAAUAGAGUCGCCGCAUUACCCUACCAAAUUCCAUGCAGAUGACCCUUAUAGUUGGCGUAUAACGGUCCAUAAGGACUAUGUGCUGGUGGUACAAAUACAAGAUAUCGUAGAUGUGGAUAUACCAUUUAUUCAGUUCUUCGACGGUUAUUCAGAUAUUGGACUCCAGAUCGAUUAUUCAAAUACGAAUUUCGUUCGUUCAAGCACAAAUAUACUGUACAUCAAAGCUUUGCGUGGUCCCUUCAAAUUCGAAUGGUCUACACUCUCGAAGGAGGAAUUAAAAAAUAAUCAAACCCUGGAAGAAAAUGCUGCAAUUUGCGGCAAGAACAUUUAUUCUAUAAAUACCGAUUUAUUGGUUUUUGUAAAUUCGCCUGGUUAUCCUAACGGUUAUGCCAGCUCCCUGAACUGCAGUUGGCUUCUAAUGCCAACAAAUCCUGCCACUCAUGUUACGCUACAAAUGACUAAGGUCGAUUUGGAAGAUAUGGCCGAAUGCAAUGCAGAUUACGUCACAGUAUCUGCUAGUAAUGAUCUACAAAGUUGGCAGGAGUUGGACCGAUUAUGUAAAAAACCCGAUAACGUGCAAAAAGAGUACCAUGGCACACCUUAUCUGAAGCUCAACUUCGUCACCGACUUCACUGUCAAUAAGACGGGUUUCUCAGCAAGAUCAAGAGUUGGCUGCGGCUCAGAGAUGACUGCUAGACAGGCUUUAGUUAAUAUUACAAAUUUAGUGAGUGGCAUAAACAAUUUCCAAACGGACUGCGUCUGGAAAAUACAAGUACGUCAAAGUCGACGUAUACGCAUACGAUUUGUGGAGUCUUAUCUUGCGCCGGACAGCCAAACGAAUAUAUGUCGCGCCUACUUUUUGGUACGCAAUGGCUUGGCAGAGGACUCACCCUUCCUCGGCAAGGGCAAAUAUUGUGAGAAUAAUAUCACGGAUCUAUUGGAGACCACUUCGAAUCGUGCAUUUAUAAAAUUUUCACCUACCUCCUUCCCACGUUUCAGAGCCGCUUUCUAUUAUGAAGAGAUAAGUCACGAGUGUUCGGAUGUGUUGGUUCUAACAGAGGGCACACGUUUGGAUCAAGAGAAAACCAUAAAUUCGCCCAAUUAUCCCAACAUACCAAAUCCGCAUUCGGAAUGCAUUUGGCGGGUGGAGGCACCAGCGCAUCAUAUAAUCGCCGUGGAGUUUAAAGAUGAAUUCGAUUUGGCAACGUCGGAUAGUCAGAUGGGGGCUUGUGAUCGUGAAUAUGUGCAGCUAAAUGAUGGUGCGACCGAGCUAAUGCCUCUGAUCGGCAUCUUCUGUGGCAAAAAGAAACCGAACAUGAAGUAUACGACUGGUAAUGUUUUACGUGUAAAAUAUUUCACCGAUAUCUCAGAGCCACAUGUGGGCUUUAAGGCCAUAGUUUCGAUUGGCCGUUGCGGCGGUUCAUACUAUGAGAAUCAAGGUGAAAUAAACUCACCUGAUUUUUCUCUACUAAACAAUGCUCACGAUUUCGAGUGUGUAUACACAAUCGAAGUGGACGGUGGUAGUACAAUUAAAUUUAUUGUAGAAAAUAUGGAAUUGCCCAACACGGAUGAGUGUGCGCACGGCAGCCACUUGGAGCUGCAAGAGAUCGUUACGUACGAUGGUUCAGAUAACGUUACAGAUACUUUACGCAUUUGUGGCAAUCGCAAGGAUAAAGAGUACAUUGUUGAAACAAAUAAAUUGGUUGUGCGUUAUCACAUUCAGAGCGCUAAUUCGUCACCACACACUUUCAAGCUCACAUAUUCUGCUAUCGGCACACGUUGCGGCGAGACGAUAAAUGCGAAUCGCGGCACACUCUAUACACCGGGCUAUCCGCAGGGUGUCAGUCGGCCGACACAUUGCUCCUGGUACAUACGCGUACCGAAAGGUAAGCGCGUCAAGGUCGAGAUCAUCGAUUUCGACACCGGCGCGCCGUUAAAUACAACUAACUCGUUCGGCCAUAUGAGCUCCUUCCGUGGACGACUUAGCUUCGCUAAUGAUUUCGAAAUGCAAUCGAUUAUUGCGCGCGUCUCGAAUAACCCACCAGCAGUGAUCUACUCCACGGACAACACAAUGGGUAUUGAUGCAUUUUUGCUUUCGUUCAGUCAACAUCGUGGCUUCAGAUUGCGUUUCUCCUCGAAUGAGGACUCACAGGUGUGCCGUCACAACUUCGAUUUGAUGGAUGUUGAAGGCGCAGUGAGUUUCAGUCGCCACAACGAUACCGAUAUCUACUGCAAUUAUGCACUCAAAAUGCAAGAUAAUGAAACAUUAUCGUUACAAGUGGAACGUUACGAAAGGAACUUUACAAGUCCGUUCUCAUCUCUGUACUCAUCGUUUUGCAGUUUUGUGACGCCUUUGAAGUUGGAAUUGAACGCGCAACAAAUAGUGCCUGAUCUUUUAUGUAAAAAUGAGACCCAAGCCGUUGUUCGGCUACCUUAUCCGAUUACAAUGAAAUUGAUAGGCAACAGACGUAACAGACUCAUCAACUUGGAUUUGAAGUACAAAGUUUAUAAAUGCGGUGGCAUACGUUCGAUUUAUACCGAUCUAAAUAUUACACAGCCGGAAAUGGGCAAUUAUACCGGUGUAUUGGAGUGCGCUUGGGCAGUGUGGCCCUAUCACGAGUUCAGUGUGGAUGACACAGAAGAUCUUGAUUACUGGGCUGCUGGUGUACAGAUCGAAGUUUCGUUGUCAACAGAUUUCAAGGGCUCAUGUGAAGAGCAGUAUCUAAUUGUGUAUAGUGGACCGAAUCAGAAUUACCCCCAUUUGGGACGCUUUUGCACACAAUCCUCCAUGGAUAAUAUGGUUGUGGAGCGCGGUGUAUUUAUUGAGUAUUACACGCGUAACUAUGAGACCCAAUCCAAUUUCAAUUUGUCCAUGAAACAGGGCAGCGGUUGUGGUGGUAAACUCACUUAUCCAUAUCGACCCAUAUGGUUUAGUGAUCAAUACAAGAAUAACAUUGAAUGCGUGUGGGAAUUAACAACGGAUCCUGGUUUUCGUAUUGGACUCUAUUUCACUGCACGUUUCUUUAUUGAAUCAAGUAAGGAUUGCACAAAAGAUUAUUUGUUGGUACAGCAGAGGACGACGGUGAAUGGCACAUGGCAAGAUCUGGGCAGAUAUUGUGGGCGUGAACCGCCGCAAUCAGUGAAUAGCACAACAACGGAGAUGCGCCUAAUUUUCCGCACAGAUGCGGAGACGGUGGGUGAUGGCUUUACGGCAAAUUUCGAACGCAAUUGUGGUGGUAUUCUAUAUGCGACAAGUGAGUCGCAGCACAUGACCAGUCCCGGCUAUCCGCGGCGUUAUGAAAACAAUUUGAUGUGCAAUUAUACCAUUGUGCAGGAGCAGAAAACUAAGACCGGCGUGAUGAUGCAGUUCUUGGACUUCGAGGUGGAAGAACCACCAAUUACACGUUGUCUCUUCGAUAAUGUUACAGUCGCCACGUACUACGAUGAUAUGCCGCCAGAGGAGACUAUACUUUGUGGCACCAAACGUUCCCAUGAGUUCCGUGGUGACAAAAUUUCAGUGAUUUUACGCACGGACCAUUCAUUUUCAUCCAAGGGUUUUAAGUUCGCCUACAGUAAUAAUAUAUGUGGCUACACAAUUCAUAACUCGACGAUGAUAGAGACGCCCCGUCAUUAUAAAGAUGGUACUUUUCCACCAAACAGUGAAUGCAAUUGGAAUCUAACUGCACCAAAUGAUUACAAGAUACUCAUCAAGUUUGAGUAUUUUGACUACGAGAGCGAUGCAUCGUGUGACUUUGACGGCGUGGAGGUGUACAAGUCGCUUUUGCCUGUCGAGGACCAACGUAUUGCCAAAUUAUGCGGCAACCUUACUGGCCUCUUACCACCAUUGCAUAUUGCCAGCAAUCGUGCAUUAAUACAUACCUAUACAGACCGGAGCAUUGACUCGAUGGGCUUCAAAGCGCUCAUCACAUUCCUGCCAAAUUGUGAUGAAAAAGUCUAUCUGGGCGCAGACAAUUCGACUUACGAACUCAACAAAUACGCGAGCGGCUACUCGAAUAACUUGGAUUGUGCGCACAUAUUUACAACCACACAUGGCAGACAAUUAUUUGUAGAUUUCAAUAGCUUUCAUAUCGAGGAAAGCGAGAAUUGUCAGGAUGAUUUCUUAGAAGUGCGCGAUGGUGGCGGUCCUUUCGGGGACUUGAUUGGUACAUUUUGCGGUCAUGUGGAGCCACAUAGACUUAUGUCUUCAGGUAAUACAUUAUUUAUGCGCUUCGUUAGUGACUCGUCGGGGGCAAGUGCUGGCUUUAGCGCGAAAAUAACAUCUUUACCCAAGAUAUGUGGCAAUGUGGAGUUGGAGGUCAAGGGCAAAGAGAAAUUGGUUUUAAAUUCGCCGAAUGAAGCAAAUCAACUUUAUGGCAAGCAGUUGAAUUGCUUGUGGAAAGUCAAAAGUGAAAAAACAAUACAUUUGAAGUUUGAACGCUUCGAUUUGGAAGGCACCAACACCACAGGCAAAUGUGGCGGAGACACACUGAGAAUUUAUAACAAAGAAGACGCCGAUAAAAUUGAAAAAGGCUACGGCACUGAGUUCGUUUUCAAUGGUCAAAGGGGCUUCGUUGAUUGGAGUAACUUUGCUAUUAAUUUCGUUUACUGUGGCAAUCACUUGCCCGAUGAUUUCUUCUCUACGGGCAACACAUUAAUUAUUAAAUUCCAGACUGACGAUGAAAUCGAAAAAACUGGCUUCAGCAUAAGCGCUUUUGCUGUGGAAGGCUGCUUCCGCAACUUUACCGGCACUCAAGGUCGCAUUCAAAUCGCCGAAACAGAAGACGAGUGUGACGUCUACAUCGAAGCGCCACAAAACUACACACUUAGCCUUUAUUAUGCGGAUGUGACAUUUGCCGAUUAUGCCUGUGAAAAAGAAUAUAUCGAAGUUUUUAAUGCCUAUACGAAUAGUUCGUUGCAAAAGAUUUGCUCGUACACCGGCAAUGAUAAGGCGCUUUUCUCCACCACGAACAAGUUGCGUUUGCAUUUCAAAAUGAGUGGCUACUAUACGAAAUUCGAUAUUACUUAUUUGGCUAGCCGUGAUGGUGUUGGAUGUGGUGGGAAUUUAUACAAUAAUCGUGGCACCAUCGUUAAUCCAUUCUAUCCGAAUAAUGUGCGAAAUAAUUCGGAUUGCCGUUGGAAUAUACGGGUGCCAGGAAAUUUGCAUGUGUUGUUGCACUUCGAAGUUUUCGAUCUUGGCACCAAGAACACUUGCCACUCAGAUUAUUUGGAAAUUAUUGAACCCAGUAGCGAUGGCUCGGAAUCGGUUGUGCGACGCUUUUGUGGCGGGGAUAAUCCUAAAAUGUAUAAAAGCGAAGGCAGCACAGUUUCCAUACGCUUCCAUAAAACGCUCAACUACGAUGGCACUGGCUGGGUUAUAAACUUCCAAGGAGUCUACUCAAAUUAUAAGAUUCCCGAGUACAUGUUAAUGUAAUGUGGCAAUGGUGGUGGUGGUGGUGGGUGUGCAGGUGUUGUCUGAGCGACACAGCCCAGAUCGAAUUAGCACAAAGAUGCCAUUUUGAUACACCACUGCUUUGACAGUGGACUUGC
This is a messenger RNA of Anastrepha obliqua, 11252 nucleotides long. Its product is annotated as cubilin homolog. The transcript has 23 exons. The record is from RefSeq and is a predicted model, not a curated record. Gene Ontology annotation, molecular function: calcium ion binding. The coding region runs from base 1 to 11136 and encodes 3711 amino acids. Lineage: Eukaryota; Metazoa; Arthropoda; Insecta; Diptera; Tephritidae.